Umbelopsis ramanniana AG is the source of this 2098-nucleotide messenger RNA. RefSeq lists its product as uncharacterized. Gene Ontology annotation, molecular function: protein binding. Bases 51 to 2048 code for a protein of 665 amino acids. The record is from RefSeq and is a predicted model, not a curated record. The transcript has a single exon. NCBI's taxonomy places the organism in Eukaryota, Fungi, Mucoromycota, Umbelopsidomycetes, Umbelopsidales, Umbelopsidaceae.
CAAAAACUGCCACCCAUACCAAAACCUUCAUAACUAAUUACACAACAUUCAUGCAAGUUGCUUCGGCGGCGACUCGAGCAGCUAUACGUAGUGGCAAUCAGCGUUGCUGGACCAAUGCCAGAUUUCUCACUGGUUUCCGCAAUCGGUUACCAAGUGUCAGUUUCUCUACGCGACUUCAUUUGGAACGAUCUUUGCAAAUAACGAUCAAAGUUACGCCAGUUGCAGUGCAACAAGCUAGGUACUCAACAUCAACGCAAGAAAAGGGCAUUGCAGACUUGAAAAAACAAGACUCUACCGAAAUUUUGGCUUCGUUUCGUACAGCUUUGGAAACUCAAUCUACUUCAACGUCGCAAAUAUAUGAACUUUUGCAAUCUCGAGAUUUACUUCAGCACCUUAGCGAAGAAGAUUUCGCAGCAUUUCGAUCAUAUCUAUGGAACAAAAAAGCAUGGGGAAGUGAAGAGAUGGUUGAGCAAGUACUUCAAGACCAAAAAAAGGCGGGUCACUCAUGGACGGUGCUGCAGUACAACGAAUACUACAUGUCAAUGUUAUUUCAAGCCAAGUACGACGCCAUUAUAUCCAAUUGGGAGAAGGAUUUUAGCGAAAGCGAUAUCAAGCCAACUAUUGCUACCAUCAAUUCUGUGUUAGCGGCGUAUAUACAACUUAAUCAAUUGGAUAGGGCCAGGGUUCUGCUUUCCCACUGUCAUGAAUGGGAUGUGACCCCCACAACGCAAGAUUUUCAAAGACUCGCCCAUCGCUGUUUACCACGAAAUACCAAGGUUGUGAAGGAAGCUCAAACUCUUAUUACUGAUAAUGCGUUGAAGGAUCCAAAGGCAAUGAACCGACAUUUACAAUCGCUGUUUCGAGCCAACAAGCUGACCGACGUUCAGAGAAUAUACACCCUCUUGACCAAAAGUCAAAAUGAAAUAGACAUAUCAACUUAUACUACGUUGCUGAAAGGCUACAUUGACAAGAGAAAAUACGACCAAGUGAGCUCAAUAUAUGGAGACAUAUGCAAGAGUGGCCUCCGUCUUAAUACGUAUGUAGCAUCAUUAAUGCUAGAAACGUAUGCAAUGCAGCGAGAUAAGGGUCAGCUGGCUACCAUUGUGCAAAGAAUACAAGCAGAAAAAGUAGCUUUGGAUAUAGCACUGUAUAAUCAGUUAAUCAAGUCAUUUCUAGCGACACGUCAGGUUCCUCAUGCGCUUGCGGUGUUUCAACAGCUACAGAAAGACCCUAAUGUACAAGUCAACGACGUUGUCCUUAACACCGUGAUCAAUGGCCUCCUCAACAAUCGUGAAACUGAUGCAGCGAAAAAAUUAUACACUCAGAUGCUUCAUUCCAAGAUUCAGCCAGAUAUGAUCACUUACAACACUUUGCUCAAAGGUCUGACCAAAGCCCGCGAUUUCUCAGGUGCCUUCACCGUCCUUUCCAAUUUAUAUGAGCGGUCUCUAGAACCUGAUGUUGUGACAUAUACGACACUUAUUGACGCCAUAUUUGAAAAUCUUAAUCCAACAUCUACCGAACAAAUACUAGGACUUUUCAACCACUCUGGAUCGAUGAAGCCAAAUAUUUUUACUUACAAUGUGCUGAUAAAUGGUUGGAUCCGGCAUAAUAAUAUGGCGGAAGCAGAACGUACCUUUAAGGAUCUACUUGCAUCAGGGGAGAUGCACCCUACGGUACAUACAUAUACUAAUAUUAUACAAGGAUAUGUUCAACAUGGAAAUCUCCCCAAAGCCAUGAAUACUUUCCGAAUGAUGCUUCAGAGUGGUAUACAACCAGGUAGAGCAACAUACCACUUCAUCAUUUCAGGACUGAUCGAUGAUGGCCGACUACCAGAUGCUGUCGAAUGUCUGAAGAAAAUGAGAGAGAAUGGAACAAUGCCUACAAAGGACACUUGGUUCAUGCUUCUGAAUGCUUGCGCAGAAGCUAAGCAAUGGCAACUUGGUGGGCAAAUUUUGAAGCAUCUGGAUGACAGCAAGUUUGAAGUGCGUAGUGAUGCUCUCCUCAAAGUAUACCGGCUCGUGCGUGGACAAUGCGAUAAUAGAAUUUGAUUUCGUUAUGUACAAUAAAAGUAGAACACCACAUUCGUUGUGUAAGCUGU